UAUGCAUAAUUUAAAUUGGGUAUAUUUGCUUCAUCUUUUUUUCUACCGAGGGCGAAUGACAAUUGUUCAAGGAGCUCCAGACAGGGUGCAGUAGUGGGUUGUUUCCACUAGAAGCUGAUAGGGAGCUGGAGAGCCCUGGGAAUUAAUCAGGCUGGGUUUACUUGCUCGUCCUUCAGUGAUAUAUAAACACAAUUGGGACUUGGAGGGAGACACAGCACUUGUUCUUAUAACAGUCCGAUUUAUAGAUGGUUUCUUUUGUACUUAGGUUAGAUCAUUGUAUGCACAACACCUUGGAUGUGAUCAACAGUGCUGCCUGGUUACUUGAUGCUGCUGCUGGAGAUGAGAGUUGGAGACUGGUCCAUCUGGAAGAAGAGCUACAUUAAAUGCCUGUUGUGAGAUUUAGCCCUAAGCAGUCAUUUCACUUUUGUCAAUAUGACAGUCAGAUGAGGACAUGGAAACAUAGUGCUAGCCUUCAAGGCGAGUGGAUGAGGAAUAGAUUUGCAAACAUCAAUGCAAACAGAGGAGGAUCAUCCCUGCCCUGAGCCCCUGUCUCCAAAAUUCAGGCAAUAAUAAAAGGGGAGAUAACAGCCAGCAUCCAUUCCCAACUAAAACCCUAGUACAAAGGAAAGCCCUGGUCUCCGGCUUGCUGCCUUCUGAGCCUGCUAUGGAACACUUCCUUCGAGUCCAAGGAACAGGGAAAUGCUACAUAUUGUGUUUCUGUACCAUGGAUACCUAACGAGAGCCAUUCCUUGCUGCGAUUGCCAGAUUCCCAACUGCCUGCAGGAGGAGGCCGGAGACAAGUCAUGUGAGGAUCAGUAUUUACACAGUGAUGGCUUCCUGGCACGCCGACGUGUUACCUGCAUAUGUCACCAGGCCAAAUCCCCGUCCAAUGAGAUCCAUGAUCAUAUUGACUGUGGUGAAAUGAAGUGGAGGGUCUCAGGAGACAAAACACAUCACUGAUCCCCCCCCCCCACGCUUGGCAAAAGAGUUUAUUGCUGGUUUACAUUCCCAAGGCCUUCCAAGCGGAUUUUUAAAAAAACAAAAACAAUGUUAUUGGACAGUGCUUUAUGAAACUGCUGGCACAUGUGGAGUUUGGCAACUGGUUUUGCUUCUAGGACAAAUACCUGAAGAGAUAUCUGGCUGCGUUUCAGCUGAACUCUUUUUACAGUUUUUUUUCCACACAAGUUUUGCUUUAAGAGAGCUCUAGGGACAUUCUUUGGACAUUCCUCUUCUUCUGCAAAAAAAAACUCAACUGACUUUGCUGCACCCCCUCUUGCAAAUUGGUUCCACUCGCCCAGAGCUCACUGCGCUUCCUGUUCAUUUUUUCUUCCACAGGCUCCUCACUUUCAAAGGCCGGAAAAUACCAGUGAGACCAGGUCCGGACUGGCAAUCUGUGGGUUCUGGCAAAAGCCCGAGGGGCUGCUGUAAGAUGCCAUAGACACUCACUAUUUAGUGGGCCAGUGGGGUGUUGUUUGGGCCACCGUGUGGCCUGUUGAGGCCUCUGGGUACCUGAAAUGCCCGGGCCUAUUUUGAGUCUCAGUUCAGACCUGCUUGAGACCAUGAGGCCGUUUGCCUUCAUUUUUGUUUUCCUGACAGAUUCAGGUGAAGUCACAAAGGCCAAGUCCGGCCACUGAGAGGCAAAAACACUGGAUUAAAGUUUUAUUGCCACCAUGACAGGGUGGUACAGUCCACUGAGCAGUCUCCCUGUCACACAGUAAAUAGUGAGCUCACAGGAACGCGCACCUCCCAGCAGCAGAGAUGGAGGUUGCCAUGGUGAGCGCGGACAGUUCCGGCUGUAGCAACCACCUGCCUUACGGAUAUGCACAGGCCCGCGCCCGCGAGCGGGAACGCCAGGCGCAUUCCCGCGCCGCAGCCGCUGCCGCUGCUUCUGGAGAAGGCGGGAACUCAGGGGGCGGAGCCGGAGUGAACGCGCGGCGCGCGCCUCAGAAUCAAGUGCCAGAGCAGCAAGAGGAGAAGUCAUCGCAGAAAAAGAAAAGUGCCAGGCGGAGGUACUGGCCACUAAGCGGCUGCAACAGGUGGAGGAGCCGGCACAACGAAUGCAGCGGAGGCGCUGGAGGAAGAAGAGCAGGAGGAGAAGACGACGGCACCUUCCCCUCGGAGCUGGGUCUAUGCGGCUCUGAGGAGAUGAUGCUCAGGGAAGAGGUGGCUGAGGAGGACCAAAAGUUUUACAUUUGUGAAGAGGAUGAUAAGGAGGCCAACAGCCUGCACAGGAGGAGAAGCCCCACAGAGGAUGGAUAUCACCCUGUGUACAGCGAGUUUGAGUGCUGUGAGAGGGUCGUGAUCAACGUGUCAGGAAUGCGCUAUGAGACCCAGCUAAAAACUUUGAGCCAGUUUCCCGAAACUCUGCUGGGCGACCCAGAAAAAAGGACGCGCUAUUUCGACCCUCUGAGGAACGAGUAUUUCUUCGACCGCAACCGCCUGAGUUUCGACUCCAUCCUAUACUACUACCAGUCCGGGGGAAGGCUGAAGCGGCCGGUCAACGUGCCCUUCGACAUCUUUUCCGAGGAGGUCAAGUUUUACGAAUUGGGAGAGGAGGCCUUGCUAAAAUACCGCGAGGAUGAAGGUUUCGUUAAAGAGGAAGAAAAGCAGCUGCCAGAAAAUGAGUUCAAGAAGCAAGUGUGGCUACUGUUUGAGUACCCGGAAAGUUCGGGGGCAGCUCGGGGCAUUGCCAUCGUCUCAGUGCUGGUCAUUCUAAUCUCCAUUGUCAUCUUUUGUUUGGAAACAUUACCGGAGUUCAGGGAUGACAAGGAUAAUUUGCUGUCUCCGCUGGGAAUGGGGGAUGAUGAUGGUGCAGGGGAAGAUGGAGAGGGAGGGGCUUACAAUGCAACUUUUCUAUCAACAGAUAGUGGUCACACUGCAUUUAAUGAUCCAUUUUUUAUAGUGGAGACUGUGUGCAUUGUCUGGUUCUCCUUUGAGUUUGCUGUGCGCCUUUUUGCUUGCCCGAGCAAACCUGAAUUUUUUAAAAACAUAAUGAACAUAAUAGACAUUGUGUCCAUUUUGCCUUACUUUAUCACCCUGGGUACUGAGCUUGGGCAGCAGCACCCCCCUCAGCAGCAGCAGCACCUUGCCCUAGUAACAGGGCAACAACUUCCCCAGGGAACUGGGCAGCAACAGCAGGCUAUGUCCUUUGCUAUUCUGAGGAUAAUUCGCCUGGUUAGGGUCUUCCGAAUCUUUAAAUUGUCCAGGCAUUCCAAGGGGCUGCAGAUACUUGGUCACACCUUGAGAGCCAGCAUGAGGGAACUGGGAUUACUCAUCUUCUUUCUUUUCAUUGGGGUCAUUCUAUUCUCAAGUGCUGUUUAUUUUGCAGAGGCUGAUGAACCCACAACCCACUUUCAGAGCAUCCCUGAUGCCUUCUGGUGGGCUGUUGUUACAAUGACCACAGUGGGUUAUGGGGAUAUGAAGCCCAUUACUGUUGGGGGUAAGAUAGUGGGCUCCCUGUGUGCCAUAGCAGGGGUAUUGACUAUCGCACUACCAGUGCCAGUGAUAGUUUCAAACUUUAACUACUUUUACCACAGGGAAACUGACAAUGAUGAACAAACACAGUUGACACAGAGCAGCUCCAGCUGCCCAUACUUACCCACCAUCCUAUUGAAAAAGUUGAGGAGCUCCACAUCUUCCUCUCUUCAGGACAAGUCUGAAUAUCUAGAGAUGGAGGAAGGGCUCAAAGAGUCUCUCUGUGUAAAGGACAAGGCUAGUGAGGGUACAUGGAAUGGCAACGAGACCAUUAAGUAUAACUGUGUGAAUUUAAAAAUUCUGGAAACUGAUGUGUGAUAUAGUGAAAUAUAUUUUUGGAACUUUCUCAGAGUCUAUUUAUGCAUUGAAGAGUGCAGUGAUCAAAUGAAAUAUGCAAAUCUAAUCAGAAACUCGACAGCCAGUUAUCUGAUUAGGUAUGAAAUACUGUGGCUUCCUGUUGUAAGAACAAGCAAACUUGGGACCAGAUCAAAUGCUACAAGAAAAGCAGUGCCUGUUCUUUGGCUUUGUUUUUUUUCUAAAGUGAUUUGUCCAUGAUAAAAAUAUUGCAGUGUGACAGUCUGCACUAUUUACCACUUUAGAGAGGGGUACAUGCUUAUUUAAUCGGGAGCAGAAACCACCAUGUCGUUCUUGACUGCUGUGUUUUCAAAAAUACCUGGCACCCAGUAAAAUGACAUUGUUUACUUGUUUGCUUAUGAUCAUUUUUUUUACAAAAAUGUUUAUUUUUUAAAAAAAUCCACAUCAAUAGAAUUUUUUCUUUUUUAAAUGACGGCUUGCUGUAGAUUCCUAUCCAGAUACCGCACUGUGUUUUGUGCUUUUACUAAUGACUAAGGAACGAAAUUCUUAUGUGUUGUCAUAUACUCAUCAGGUCUGACAUAUCAAGGAUAGAAUGGGUAAACAAAGGAAUUUUAAAGUGAAAACAUUUUUAAAGAAUGCAAUGCAAUGCUUCUGCAACUCAUUGCACACGACUGCUCAGACAAGUCAGUUUUUUAUUUUUACAUUUUCAAUUUAUUUUUUUCUUUCUAAAUUACUCAGUAUGAGAUUAGCAAAGAUAUAUAGUCAAAAUCAAACUAGAAACCAUCUUAAAAAUGUCUUCUCGUUCCACUUAAGCUACACUUAAUUAUAUUGAAAUUUACUGUGCAAUUUUAGAAAUGGAACAGCUGCCCAGUGCCUCCAUUGGAUAAGAGUUUAUCUAAAUGUUUAUCCCAAAUUGCAAUCAGUAAGGGCUGCCAACUAUGCAUAGUAUCACUGCUAGCAGAGCAUUUAUUAGGUGACUGACAGGAUUGAAACUUUUUCCUUUCUUGCUGCUUGUAGUGCAUUGAUAGGGAAUGCUUUUUUGCACAACAGCAUAAGCUGGAUAAAUGAGGAAAUUUGACAAGGCAUCGUACUGUGAACCAUUUCUGUAAUUCUGAAGUUUCUAGACAAUCACUAAAGCAGGACAUCUGGAGAUUCCUGUUAACUUUGACAUGAGUAUUGUAUUUAAUACAGUUGUGUAGCUGAAGCAGUUUGUUUUAGUAUAUGUUUCAUUCUAGUUCAUCUAUGAAUUUGCACAGCUGAUUGUAUUAUUAUUUUUGUCUUUCCAUCACUGUCACAGUAUGUUUUUUAGCCACAGUUAAAUUGAUCAUUUUUUUCACCCGAACAGUUGCUUUACUGUACUGGGCCUUAAAAAUUUAAUAUAUGCCAAAGCCCAAAAAUUUAUGAUUAAUAUAUUUUCAUUAUAACUUCAGUUUAUAUAAAUAUAUAUAUAUUUUAAGUGAAAAAAAAAAAAAGAAAACCGGUUUGUGUCACUUCAGUUGUUAUAAUAAUAUUUUACAAUUGGCUAGAAAAUGUCUACAUUUUUUUUAAAAAGUUCAUCAAUAAUUAACUUUUCUUUAUAAAUGGCAGUUCUUAGUUUAUCCUGUCACACUAAAUAGUAAUGUUAACGUGUGUUAGCACGAUGUCUGAUUUACAGUGACGGAGGUCUUUAUGUUGUGGUUUCAGAAUUAAAGCUAUGUUAUUAGAAGAAGAAAUCCAGUUACAGUGUGUGGCGCGAUUGAAGCAUUCCUCAAUAUAUAGAGUAAUAUAUAAUUAUAUAUCAUUAAAUCAUGGAACGUUUACAACCAAACCUUUUGCUGCUACACUUUGUUUUGUGGCAGCAAUAUGAUUAAUCUAAAAUAGUGCGGGGAUAUAGGGAAAUAUUACAGUUGCUGCCUUGUCUACAGUAUGGGUUUACAGUAAUACGUAUCUGCAUAUAACUAGAACGGCUUUAACAUAUUUCAGUGCUGGAAGUCUAAGCAAAAUGCCUUGCUCAUCUCCUGGACCCGAACAUUCAUGAAUGGGUUAUUCAUUUUCAUAGCAUUGUGAAAUUCUUCCCUUUUGUGAGUACAUGUGAGUACAUGACCUUGAAAUCUUAAAAUAAAGGGAAUAUUAUUUUUUUGGA
Molecule: messenger RNA, 5911 nt
Organism: Xenopus laevis (African clawed frog)
Lineage: Eukaryota; Metazoa; Chordata; Amphibia; Anura; Pipidae
Gene: kcna4.S
Product: potassium voltage-gated channel subfamily A member 4 S homeolog
Exons: 2
Coding region: 1759-3792 (677 amino acids)
Biological process (GO): potassium ion transmembrane transport; potassium ion transport; action potential
Cellular component (GO): plasma membrane; dendritic spine; membrane
Molecular function (GO): monoatomic ion channel activity; voltage-gated potassium channel activity; delayed rectifier potassium channel activity
Source: RefSeq, a predicted model, not a curated record